ACACUCCAGGGACAGCCCCGGGUCGGGUCCCUGCACAGCCACCCAGCGGGGGGAUGGGGCGGUGGGUCAGCGGGUUGUGGGGCGGCUGUGUCUGGAGGGCGGCUGUCUUGCAGGGCACCGCGGCACGUGCCAUGGGGGACUGGAGUCUGCUGGGGCGGCUGCUGGAGAGUGCCCAGGAGCACUCCACAGGGGUGGGAAAGGUCUGGCUCACCGUCCUCUUCGUCUUCCGCAUCCUGGUACUGGGGGCGGCCGCUGAGCGGGUCUGGGGUGACGAGCUGUCUGGCUUCUCCUGCGACACGCAGCAGCCCGGCUGCCAGAACGCCUGCUAUGACAGCACCUUCCCUAUCUCCCACCUCCGCUUCUGGGUUCUGCAGAUCAUCUUCGUCUCUACCCCCAGCCUUGUGUACCUGGGCCACAUCCUGCAUCUGGUACAUCUGGAGGAGAAGGCGCAGCAACAAGCGGCAGCACGGGCCAGCAGCGGGGCCAGGCGGCAGCGCCCUAGGCAGCCCCAAGUCCCUGUGGGGGACACACGGGGACGGGUUUGCAUGCGGGGAGCCAUCCUGAGGACGUACAUCUGUAAUGUCGUCUUCAAGGCCCUCUUGGAAGUGGGCUUCAUUGUGGGCCAGUACACCUUGUACGGGUUCCAGCUGAAGCCCCUCUACACCUGCAGCCGCUGGCCCUGCCCCAACACCGUCAACUGCUAUAUCUCCCGGCCCACUGAGAAGACCAUCUUCAUCCUCUUUAUGCUGGGAGUGGCCUGUGUGUCCCUGCUGCUCAACCUGGUGGAGAUCUACCACCUGGGUCUCACCAAGUGCCGGCAGGGGCCAGGCCCCAAGUCCCACAUCCUGCUCAGUCCUGGUGGCCCUGCAGGGCCCCACAGUACCCGCGUCACCCUGCCCAGCAGCAGCAGCCCCAUGGCUGCUGGCAGACCCCCCCGUGGCCUGGCACCCCUGGGGAAAGCGGGUGCAUGGUUGGGGGUGGCCUGUGUGUCCCACGGGAAGGCGCGAGUGGCAGACCUGGAAGUGUGA
This is a messenger RNA of Egretta garzetta (little egret), 1028 nucleotides long. Its product is annotated as gap junction alpha-3 protein-like. The record is from RefSeq and is a predicted model, not a curated record. The transcript has a single exon. Gene Ontology annotation, biological process: cell communication. Bases 54 to 1028 code for a protein of 324 amino acids. Gene Ontology annotation, cellular component: connexin complex. Lineage: Eukaryota; Metazoa; Chordata; Aves; Pelecaniformes; Ardeidae.